Pygocentrus nattereri (red-bellied piranha) is the source of this 3155-nucleotide messenger RNA. RefSeq lists its product as uncharacterized. NCBI's taxonomy places the organism in Eukaryota, Metazoa, Chordata, Actinopteri, Characiformes, Serrasalmidae. The transcript is spliced from 6 exons. Bases 241 to 1668 code for a protein of 475 amino acids. The record is from RefSeq and is a predicted model, not a curated record.
CUGAAUCCCCCACAGCACCUGACUCUCCACAGCUCCUAUCACCGGCAUUUACCUGCGCUGGAAUUACAUCGAGUUGCUAGACAACUGCAGCCAGCGAUUGGUUGAGGGCGGGACUACAAUAGAGUUACGUCUAUAGGCAUCAAGAAGUGGACAUGAAGCAGCUUGUCGCCGAGUUUCGUUUAUUCUGAACGGUUAGCAAACCCAGACAUCUCAGAAAAAGGAUUACACACAGUUACCAGAAUGACUUUGACUGAGCAUAUUGCACAGCCCAGUCCCCAGGUGCUCUUAGUGGGUGAGAAGGACAGCAAGCGGCUCCUGGAGACGUAUGUGAAGAGAAGCCUGAGCCUUAAUGAUGGAGCACAGUCUCCACGUUACCGAGAGCGCCGGACACACAAGUGGGUCACUCUUGCUGAGAGAGAUAAGAGGAAUCAUAAACAUUCUAGCGACACUUCCAUUCACCUUAAUGCCUCCGAUGCAGUGGUGGACCUUAGUAAAAUGGAGAACGAAGCAUUCUCUGAGCCAGAAACCAAGAGCAAGCUCCAGGCAACAGGAGAUAACCCUGAGAUCAAAUCUAAACCGUGGAAGAAAAGAGGCACUCUCAGUAGAAAUGAUGGAUCCAAUGCAUCUCACAAAUCUGAUGGGAGGCCCAAGAAGUGGUUUUUACACUUUGAUAAAGACAAGCGAGAUGGUAAACAACCAAAUAAAGCCUAUAAACAAGAGAUCAAGGAUGAAGCUUUACCACAGGUACCUCUAGCUGACCAACUGGAAAGCUCAACAGAGGAAAAGAAACCCAAAGAGACCAAGAAGAGUAAGAAAUCCUCAGUAUGGAAGAGUGUAAUGGGGUGGUUCUCUAGAGGGAAUAGUGACAAACAGGAGGAGCAAGACGGAGAGGACAUGAGACCUGAAGGAGCCCUCACUCCUCCAGAGGCUUCAAGUCCCUCAACCUCCUGCCUACCUUUACCUGAUGUUCUCAGCAGUGGUGAUGCCAUCAGCUUGCGUCGUAGAUCAUUUAGAAGAAGGCGGUCCCAGAGGAGGUUAUCACUGAAGAGAUACAGCAGGGACAUGGGACAAGAUAAAGCCACUGGGAGACCAUUAACUCUAGAGCUAUGUUCUGAUACCAUGGUGAAAUCAAUCGAGGAGGUUGAGCCUACUAGUGCUUAUUAUGAGAAAAUGUCAGAGGAGCUACAGAAGAUUGUACAUGAGGUGAAAAAUAGUCCAUCAGAGGACAACAGAACUAUCCUUGAUGCAGUUCAACCUACGGACAUAAAUGGCUUACCCAUUACUCAAGAGGAAGUUAUUGAGAGGAUCAUUACGUUGAUAAAGCAAAACGGGGAUGUCAUAGAUUCCAAGCUGAAGGAAAAUCCCGCCAUUAGCUCCUACUUCAUGAAGCUCUCCUAUGGCUCCUUCCAGCAAUUGGCAGAUCAGUAUGUACUGAGUACUGAGGUCCCCAAGCAACCUCCUGUGGCAGCUCCAGAGCUGGUGAAGUUUGCGUUUACGUUGGACUUCACAGCCCGAGUGGCCGGGCUCUCUCGCCAUGCUCCCGGGCACAUCCUUGGUUUUGGGAACCAGUACCUAAAGGAUCGGUUCAGUCAUACAAGCGAGAGCCAUCCUCACAUCACUGACAUAAUAUCAGAGAAAGAGAAGAAGAGCUCUGACAAAGGAGAAUGAAGCCAUAAUGUGAAGAAGAACUGACAUCAGGUUGCAUUUCAUGACCUCAUCAGAGGAUUGGAAAGCCUCCAGGGGGUGGUGGAAAAUCGUCAUGAUGUCAUCUGAGCUUUAACCUCAUAGAAAUAUUUAUCUAGAUGAAGGCUGUGAGAGAAAGCUGUAAAGCUUAAUAAUUACAGAUGUCAUAUUACUAUAUUAACCAUAUCACAUACUACUUAGUGUGUACUAUUUUAUGAGAUAUGCAGUGCCACUUUGUGAGUUGUGAUGAUUGCAAGGGUUUUUGCUAUCAGAGGCAGGACACAACACAAAAUGUCCAUUGUUCCGUGAGCAAUAGCCAAGAAGUAGGAAAAACAACAUAAUUGUAUGUAGCUGUAUAUAAGUAUAUACUUUUACAUUUGCCACAACCAAAAACAUAUCACUGCUGUCAGAAGAAAAUCUCAAAUCUAAGUUUUUGCCGUUUUUCAGUUUUUGGGAUAAUUUUAAAAUGCCUUUUGCCCUUUAUAAAGUGUGGUAAUAGUAAAUUUCAUGAAGACUGGACCAAAAGAAGUUGCCCAGAAUUACUUGGAAAAAAGUCUGGUUCCAUUGACGUACAUUAAAGGAAAGUAUGUUGUUUCCUUUUCCAUUUUGAAGAUACAAGGUUUUCUUCCGACAACAGUGUUAUGUAAAAGUAGGCAGUAAAAGCUUUACCUCACAGCCAAGGAAUUGACUGUAAAGCAAUACCAUGACUUCAAAUUGUACCUGUCAUGCAAGUUUUUCAGCAGAUACCUAAUAGGUUAUUUAUAGGUUAACUCACUGGAAUGUGCCAAAGGUCUCACUAACAUUUAAAGGGGAAUUCCACCUUUUUUCAAUCACUGCAUUAUUCAGCCUGACUGCAAAAUGACACUGUCAAGAAACUUCCUGACUCAAAUUUCUUUACAGUGGCAGUGAGAGAAAAUAAAGGAUGUCCACAUCACAAAUAUAGACAUUUACGAUUUAAAAUGACAAGGCAACCUACAUAUCUUCUGAGUUUUAUGUAAUGUUGACAUGGUAAAAUACAAGUAACUAUGAAAAAAAGUAUUCUUUGGGUACCACCUUUCCUUAAAAUACCUUGCAUGUACCUCUCCAUGAUGAAUGCACUUAAAAUUUAAUAUGUUUUAGGUCAAAAACCUUAUCCCCAAUCAACAUGGCAAACAUCAGGAAGACUUUCUGUAAGGUAGUUUUUAGCGGCGUUAAACACUUCAGAUAUCUGGUUCCUAUCCUAGCAUGUUUCUCUAGAAUAGAGCAUUUCACAUCAGUCCACUCUGAAUGACUUUGUGUACAUCCUUAAUCUUAUUUAAUUAUGCAUAUAUUUCGAAAAAUCGAUGGAGUUCCCCAGGAAGCAUCUGAUAAUACUUGUACUGAAAGAACAAAAUUAUUUAAUGCUGUUUAAUGUUAGCACUUAAGCUCUUUAUAUAUACCCUAUGUACUCUGUGUGUAUGCCGGCGUACACAUGAUUUAGCUAUAAAGAAAGA